Molecule: messenger RNA, 5867 nt
Organism: Armigeres subalbatus
Lineage: Eukaryota; Metazoa; Arthropoda; Insecta; Diptera; Culicidae
Gene: pasilla
Product: RNA-binding protein Pasilla
Exons: 5
Coding region: 1446-3191 (581 amino acids)
Biological process (GO): regulation of alternative mRNA splicing, via spliceosome; mRNA splicing, via spliceosome
Cellular component (GO): cytoplasm; nucleus
Molecular function (GO): mRNA binding
Source: RefSeq, a predicted model, not a curated record
AAACGUUAAUUUGAGAAGACGUGAAGUUGUGCUUUUAACAUAGUAAACCACCAGAGCUACAAUUGUCACUGCGUUGAACUUAAACUAGUUCUUCAAUCAACUGAGUAAUUUACUGUUUGCUGGUGAAUGUGAGGUGCGAUGGCACGCGAGAAAACGUGUUUCGGGUGCAUCAAAGUGUGAAGGCCCACUGAAGUUCGGCUGUAGUGGUGAGUGACGCACUGGUCGUCGCUGGUUGGGUGGUUGAAUGGUGGUCGGUUCGCUCGCUUCGAACCAGUCAGUCAGUGCUCACAACGCUGCUGCUUCACAACAACACAACACAUCACUCUACGAGUCCGGCUAUCCACACGUUGUGGCCGUCCCCGCAAGCGCCAACACCAUUCAAACGAACGAACAGCGAUAGAAAGCCCCCCAAAGCAGAAGGAACUGGUCAGAGCCGAUUUUGCGACGAACGGCGACCAUAAAAAAGGCAUCGAAAAAAUAUAUAGGGAGCGAAGAGACUCGAACUCGCGCUCGCCUUGCUUUCGAUUUCGCGUGAACGUGUGUUUAUUGACUGGUGGUGCACUUGCGCAAUAGGUGUCGCGUCUCGCGCUUGUUUCACAUGUGUUGAUAAAAUUUGAAGCACACACGCACGGGAAAAGAGGAAAAAACGGUGGUGAAGAGAUACAGUGUUAGGGGCUAUUGAGCGAAAAGUGGUGGAUUUUUAUGUGAUUUCGUAGUUGGCCGUGGAAGAAUUCUGUCCCCAAACGCCUGCUGUGGUAGACCUCAGCGAGUUAAAAAGGGCGCUAGCAGGGGAAUAACUUUGCGAAAAGUUUUGUUAGUCGUGGUUCCAAGGUGGUUCAAGGUGUUGCAAUCGGAAAUGGUGAUCAAGUUAGUGCAGAAUCGAUGCAGUUUGGUACAAUUAGUGCGAGAUCCUGUUCUGUGAAAUCAAUUUUCGCUCGCGCAGCAGUGCCCUGUACGGGAAUUUGUCAAAACGGGCUGCUAAACGUCAAAAAAGAAAAGUGAGAAUCGGGGCUAACAAACCUUUGCGCUGACCAUCAUCUCAGAAGUAAAAACGCGUGAGAGCGAAGGAGAGAACCUCCUCGAGUCUCGUCGUCUCGACGGUCGUAUGUGAGAUUAGAGUUGAAUAUUGGUGAAUUCGCCACGCGAGAGCGCGCACGCAGCAGUACAUCGAACAACAGUGAGAGUGUGGUGACCAUCGUCACAGUUUUCGUUUCUAUCGCGUUCCGAGGCCCUCGACGAUAGCUACAAGACCAACAGUGGGCAUAUUCCCCCGGUUUGAAAGAAGAGAAAGUCCCAGUGCCUGCGUUACAGUGGCUCUACAGGAGCAGCAUUCGUCGGUCCAAAACAUAGCGACCCUUCAACCCGCAGAGUGGUUUUAUUUCGCCUCGCACCAGAGUCCCCCAAAAGCCGUCAAAGUGUAUUCCCACGUAGAUUGCCUCCAAAACAUGGCCGCUGACGCCGCGAUGGAUACAACCUGCCCUAGUCCCGAGCUCGGGGAUUCCCGAAAGCGGCCUCUCGACGACGGCACUGAUGAUGGAACUUCUAAACGCUCACACUUCAGCACCAACGCAACCGGAACGACCAACACAACCACCACAACCAAUGGUGGCAGUGUGGCCGGUGUUCCCGGAGGGGACAACUUCCACUUCAAAACACUGGUCCCGUCGGUCGCGGCAGGAGCCAUCAUCGGCAAAGGGGGCGAAACCAUUGCCUCGCUGCAGAAGGAUGCUGGCGCCCGAGUGAAGAUGUCCAAGGCACACGACUUCUAUCCCGGAACAUCCGAACGAGUCUGUCUCAUUAGCGGCACAGUCGAUGGUAUAUUGACUGUGCUCGAUUUUAUCAUUGAUAAGAUUCGCGAGAAGCCCGACAUGACCAAAGCUCUGACGGAUGCGGACGCCAAACAGGCGGCCGACCGUGACAAGCAGGUCAAGGUGCUAGUGCCCAAUUCGACGGCCGGUAUGAUCAUCGGCAAGGCCGGUGCCUACAUCAAACAGAUCAAGGAGGAAUCGGGCUCCUACGUUCAAAUCUCGCAGAAACCGAAAGAGCUCACCCUCCAGGAGAGGUGCAUUACCAUCAUCGGCGAGAAGGAGAACAAUAAGAUCGCAUGCAAGAUGAUCCUGCAGAAGAUUGUCGAAGAUCCCUCAUCUGGCUCAUGCUUGAACGUUUCAUACGCAGACAUCAACGGACCGGUGGCCAAUUUCAACCCCACUGGUUCGCCAUUUGCCGCCUCACAGAAUCCCACUUUCAGCUCCAGUACCGCAUCAUUAAACUCCGCACUGGGCGGCGCACUGCCCGGGGCUUCCGCGGCCGGUUUACUGGUCAACGGCACCGGACUGAAUCUGUCAUUAAAUCUAGGUGCACCUUCACCACCAACUAAUCCUACAGUUACCACACAAUUGCUUGAACAUAUUAAGGGUGCCAUGCGACAGUCAGGUUACUCCGACACGGCUACCACUGAAGUCCACGCAGCUCUGGCAGUCCUCGCCAAGUACGGUGUGCUGGGCAUCGGCGUCGGGUUGCAGAACGGAACACACUCGACUCCACUGAGCUUCCUGAGCGUGCCGGAGCUGCAGCAAACGACGGCAGCAGCCGCCGCAGCCACGGCCGCCUCCGGCGUGUACGGUGCCGUCGGACAGCUGAAUGCGCUAGAUUCGUAUCUGCACGGUGCAGGCACCGCGACACCCCGUACGUCUAUCGAACGCUACGACGCUACCUUUGAUCCCUUCCGGCUUCCGGGCACGCAAGCGGCCACCCCGAUCUCGAUCAACAACAAUGCCUUCGGACUGACCAGUGCAUCAGCGCUGAACGCGGCAGCUGCUGCGCAGUCACUGGGAUCCCUCAGCAAGAGCCCCACGCCAGCCGAGAUGACCACCAGCAAGGAGAAGAACGUCGAGAUUCCCGAAGUGAUCGUCGGGGCUAUCCUAGGUCCUGCCGGACGCAGCCUGGUCGAGAUCCAGCACCUCUCGGGGGCGAACAUCCAGAUCUCCAAGAAGGGCAUCUUUGCGCCGGGCACCCGGAAUCGCAUCGUCACCAUCACCGGUGCCCCCAACGCCAUCAACGUUGCUCACUACCUGAUCGAGCAGCGAAUCCAGGAGGAGGAAACGAAACGGGCCUGCCAAACAACCACGGCGGCAGCGGCGGCCGCAGCCGGAAAGCCUACCGCCGCCACGGUGGCAGCCGUUACGCAGUAAACAAAAGCAUGCACACACACAGUCAGUCACCCAUAAAUAACAACACACACACACACACCAUACAUACAUAGUGCAUGAGAAACAACACGAACCAUUUAACAUUAUAAGGGAACGUGAAAUCUGUGAAGUAGAAUGCAAAAACAAUGAGGAACCUAAAAUGGAAUUUAGGAGCAACGCGAAAGAGAAAGAGGAUAUAAUAAUUAUUAAUUAAAGUAAUUGUUAUUUUAGUAGGUAAUUGAAUAACAGAAAAAAAGUUUUAACUUCAGUUAAUAGACACAGAACUAUAGUGAAAAACAAAAAGUGGGACAACAUUGAAGAGCUUCCCCAUACCCAUGAGGAAGCAGAGAAAAGAAAUAAAUGCAAAAUUAUAUGAUAGAUAAGAGAGAAACCAUAUGAAAUAGUUAAAAGCAAAAAAAAGCGAUGAACAGACAAAAACACAAACACUAAACUAGUAAAAAUAAAACAACAACACAUACACGCGCCAACAAAUUCCCAUACAUACACAGAGACACAUACACACGAAACAGAAUACUUCGACUAGUGAUCGCUGUGUUACCAUAAUCGUACUAAACCGUAUUGUUUUGUUUCCAUUUCCAAAGCAACAACCUCACCUUAUGUGAUUGUGAAAUGGGUGGUUGGAGCACUUUUAACGCAGGCACAGAGUUAUUAUUUCUUGUCUCAGUCUAGUUUUUUCAUAUUUCUUAUUUUUUGUAACGUUCGUGUAUAGUUUAAGAGCAAAGAUGUUUUUAAGUUUUUUUUUCUUUAUAUAUUCAUAUUUUAUAUACAUAGAUUUUUUUGGUUCUUCUGAAAAAAAAACGAAAAAGAUGAGAAACGACAGGCCAGGCCUAAAGAUUUGUUUUAGCUGUUAGCAGAGGAAAAAAGGGAAAAGAAUGGUGAACAGAAAUGUUUCGGAAGAUAGCAUAGCAGACGAUUGAUUUCUGGGUGUCAACUCUCUUGCGGGUAGGACUAAUGUUUAAAGAUUUAUAUAAACAACACGAAAGCUAAACGCGUGCGCACCUAUAUAACGUAUGUAUGUGUACAUUUUCUGUAUGUAUUAGAAGAACGGCGAGAAACACUAUUAGUUUUGUUCGUUUCUGUUUUGCCAUUUGUUACGUCUACACUCAUAAAGAAACACACGAAGAAGCGGUUGAAAUUCAACGUUGUUAGAAGGGUAGGAGUAGUGAAGAAAUUUAUUCACUGUUGAAUGUUAGACAAAUACAUGCAUACAUACAUUAUUCACACAAACACACGCACGUCGUACAGCCGGAUAAAGAUUACCAAUAGCAACGCGCGGGGUAGUGCAUAUAUAACUAAUAUUAUACAACUGGGGUGAGAGAACGAAACCGAUGGAAAUACUACUGUGUAUGUUGCAAACAAAGUCAUAAAUAGAAGAGUAGGAAAUUAUUUAGGUAAUCGCAAGAAGAAGAAAGAGAAUCAAGUUUAACCAUUUUUUAACUAGUUAGCUGUUAGAGCUUAAUUUAGCUCCGUGGUAUUUUUGCGGAAAAGAAUUUUAAAUUCUUCCUUCUCUUAAUCUUUCCUUAACAAAUAUACACAUUUUUGGCAACGAGUCAAUUAUUAUUACCAUUUGUUUAUGUUGUUUUCUACUCUAUUAUAUUAAUCCACUAUUAGGAACGGGAAGGAACUUUUCAAAUAAUAAAUGAAAACAGGCGCGGUCAUGUGAAAAAGGUAUUGUAAUUUCCAUUUUUUUGUUUUACUUGUCGCAAUUUUACCAUAGUAACGGGCACACGGCACAGGCUCAUCUAGAUCGCAGUAGGCAUGUCAGCAGUUGCUGUCGUUGUGCUCUUCGGCUAUCAAUUUGAAGUCAGAAAAGCGCUUAAAGUUGUUUUCCAGUUGUUAGCUCAACAGUUCAGAUGCAAUCUGUUAAUGUUAAAACCAAAAAGACGUUUUCUCCUUUUAACUUGAAACACACACGUUACUAUUCCUAGUUUACGACUACAUACGCGCAUUCAUAAUCACAAACCCAUACAUACAUACGCAUAACCAUAAUAUUGUUUGUAUGGAGAAACAGAAACACCACACAACGCAGUGUCAUCACACAGUCAUGCAGAAGCUGCAAACAAAACUUUGUUUCCAAGGUUGAUCAAUCAGUAAUUCGUUCAAAUGCAUAAAUUCGUGUUAUUUAUAACCUUUCUACAUCACCAUAUGAACGAAAGCAAACGCUCACACAUACAUUGAACAUUCUUUUCCUGUUAUUUUUUUAUAAUUUGUUUUCCUGUUGAUUCAGUUGAAAAAAAAAAAGAACACACACAUACAAACAAGCAUCUACACAGCAGAUAUAUUUAUAGCCAAUUUAUCUUUUAAUUAAACCAGAAGAAACUCUAGUUUUAGUUAGCGUGCAGACGUGAAAAAAAAGUUACAAGUUUGAACAAUUAAGAAAAACCAUUAGUGAUAUGUAGGAAACAAAAAUUACUAAAUCAAAAAAAAACAACUAAAAUGGGGUCGAGUGCAGCGAGACUUCCCCGGUUCUACAUUCUACCAUUUUAUAAUGAUUAACCGUACGUUUAGGAAGCGAGCAAAAAGCCAGAGAGUAAGCAAACUUCAAACAAAUUUGUUUUCUUCGUUUCGUUUAGCGCGAACCAGAAUGUGAAUGUAGGAGACACACACACAGUAAAUAAAAAUGGAAAAUAACGGGAUUAAACUGAAUGAAAAACCAAA